AUGUCUAACGCUCUUAUGCAGCAAUUUGUUUCUGGUUUAAAAUCUCGUCAUGCCGAUGUUCGCAUGAAAACUGCCAAAGACCUAUAUUUGUACGUAAAAACAGAAUUGCGAGAAGUUUCUCCGGAGGAACUUACAGCUUUUAUGGAUGAAUUCAACCGGCAUAUAUUCGAAAUGGUCUCGGGAUCUGACGUUAAUGAAAAAAAAGGCGGUAUAUUGGCAAUUGAAUGCAUUAUUGGUGUAGAUAUUGGAAAUACGAGUACUAGAAUUUCCCGAUUCAUGAAUUAUUUAAGAAAUUUACUUCCAUCCAACGAUGUAGGAGUAAUGGAGCUUGCAGCGCGAACCGUUGGAAAACUAGCUUUGGUAUCCGGCACUUGUACAGCGGAAUAUGUUGAAUUUGAAGUUAAAAGAGCUUUUGAAUGGUUAGGAAGUGAGAGGCAUGAAAAUAAAAGACAUGCUGCUGUUUUAGUUUUAAAAGAAUUGGCCAUAUCAAUGCCUACAUAUUUUUUUCAACAAGUUCAAUUGUUUUUUGACUUAAUAUUUAAUGCAAUAAGAGAUCCAAAAGCUGUCAUUAGAGAAGCAGGUGUUGAUGCUCUUAGAGCUGCUUUGGUAGUAAUAGCUCAAAGAGAAACAACUAAACAAGCACAAAGACCACAAUGGUACAAGCAGUGUUUUGAUGAGGCUAAACAAGGAUUGGAAGAUGUAUAUGUCAGAGAAAAGGGAUUCAACAGAGAUGAUAGAGUUCAUGGAGCAUUACUGGUACUUAAUGAGCUUCUUAGGUGUGCAAAUAAUAAAUGGGAAAGACUACAAGAAGAGCUCAAUUCUAAAUUGUUUAACCCAACAUCCAAAACUAAUCAUCAAACAGAAGGAAUGAAUUUGUUACCAAGAUUAAAGUAUCCUUUAGGUCGAAAUCAAAAAAGUAUGGCAUUGGUAAUAUCCGGUUCUAAUCACAACCAAAUUAUGUGUGAAAGUUCUGCUUGUAAGCAACUUGUAUCUGAAAAAAUGGAUGAAAUUUGUACUGAAGCUUUAGCUCAAAGACUAUCUAGGAGUCCUUAUGUACAACAAGCUCUUUUAGCCUUAUUGCCAAGAUUAGCUGCUUUCAACAAAGACAAAUUUGUUUCCAUGCAUCUUCAUGGUAGUAUGAGUUAUCUACUGGCUAGCUUGCGAGGUCGUGAAAAAGAAAGAGCAUUGUCUUUUACAACGAUCGGACUGGUGGCUGUUGCUAUUCAGGACGGUAUUCGGCCGUAUUUGCCUAAAAUAAUGGAGUUCUUGAAAGUAUCUUUGCCUGUUUCUAAAGAUAUUACAACUAAAAAAAGAGGACCCCCUGGACCUGAACCAGGCGUUUUGGUUUGUAUUACGCUGUUAGGCCAUGCCGUUCCUAAUUUGGUUAAAGAUGAUGUUAGAGAUCUUUUAGAAGCUAUGUUGGCUACUGGAUUAAGCCCCGGUUUAACAACGGCUCUGAGAGAACUUGCCGCAACUGUGCCACAACUAAAGAGAGAUAUAUCUGAAGGCCUUUUAAAAAUGCUUUCUCAAGUGUUAAUGCACAAACCUUUGCGACAUCCAGGAACUCCUAGACACGCCUUAAUGGGUCCCAGCCCACCUCAGGGAAAUUUCUUUUACUUUCAAAUGUUCAGUGAUCCUCAAGAUACAGCUAGUACAACUCUAGCCUUACGGACUUUGGGAAGUUUUAAUUUUGAAGGUCACAGCAUGCUGCAAUUUGUAAGGCGAUGCGCUGAUCACUUUUUGACCAGUGAUUUGCAAGAAGUUCGUCUUGAAACAGUUAGAACAUGCAGUCGGCUUUUGAGAUUAGCAUUACAGGGAAGAAGAUCCGAAACCGUUAAUUCAACAGUUGCAGACGUUUUGUCCAAGUUAUUGACCGUAGGGAUAACGGAUACGGAUCCGGAAGUUCGGUAUUGGGUGUUAGAAUCAUUAGAUUCCAGUUUCGAUCAACAUCUUGCGCAAGCAGAAAAUAUCAGUGCGUUAUUAGUUGCCAUGAACGAUGAAAUAUUUGAAAUUAGAGAAUUAGCCGUGAGCACAAUUGGAAGACUUAGUACUCUUAAUCCGGCUUAUGUGAUGCCAUCUUUAAGAAAAACAUUAAUUCAAUUUCUCACCGAGUUAGAGCAUAGUGGUAUGGGAAGGAAUAAAGAACAAAGUGCUAGAAUGCUUGAUAAAUUAAUUGUAAGCUCUCCGAGACUGGUUAGACCGUAUAUGGAGCCAAUUUUAAAAAUAUUGGUGCCUAAGCUCCGUGAAGCAGAACCGAAUCCAGCGGUGGUUGUUCAUAUUUUAACAGCUAUUGGAGAUUUAUCUGAGGUUAAUGGUGCAGCCAUGAGAUCAUGGGCUGAUGAAUUGCUUCCUAUUCUGUUAGAACUUUUGGGGGAUAGCAGUUCUCCUGAAAGACGAGGCGUUGCUUUAUGGUGUCUUGGACAGUUAGUCGGUGCAGCCGGUUUAGUCGUUACACCCUACCACAAAUAUCCAACUUUACUAGAUGUAUUAAUCAACUUUUUAAAAACUGAACAACAACCAGCCAUUCGGAGAGAGACGAUUCGUGUUUUGGGACUAUUAGGUGCACUUGAUCCUUAUCGUCAUAAAUUAAAUCAAGGACAAAUCGACUCGCAAGCUCAUUCGACUUCUUUUUUUGCAAACAAAGAUUUAAAAAAUGAGGAAUCAAAUUUAGAGCUGAAUACAAGUGAAAUGCUAGUUAAUUCUAGUGCGGCAACAUUGGAAGAAUUUUAUCCAGCAGCUGCGGUAACCACUCUAAUGCGAAUUAUCAGAGAUCCCACGUUGGCUCAACAUCAUACAAUGGUUGUUCAGGCUGUAACUUUCAUUUUUAACUCUCUUGGAAUUAAAUGCGUGCCCUACAUCGGUCAAGUUAUGCCAAGUUUACUACAUGUAAUCCGAAAUUCAGAUGUUGGGUUUAAAGAAUUUUUACUUCAAAGAUUGGGCGAUUUGAUUUCAAUCGUAAAACAACACAUUCGAAAUUAUUUGGACGAUCUAUUUCUCCUGAUAAAGGAAUUUUGGACACCGAAUAGUCCGUUACAGGGAACUUUAAUAUCCUUGGUUGAGGCGAUUGCCAUUGCUUUAGGAGCAGAAUUUAAAGUUUAUUUACCUCAAUUAUUACCACAAAUUUUACGAGUUUUAACUCAUGACACUAGUAAAGAUCGUCUUGUUACAAUGAAAUUGUUAAGUUGUUUGGAAAACUUGGGAAGUAACUUGGAUGAUUACCUCCAUUUAAUUUUACCACCAGUAGUCCGAUUAUUCGACGCCCGGGAUUGUCCCAGUGCAGUUUGCAAGCACGCUUUUGAAACGGUUGACCGUCUAGCUGAAAUAUUAGAUUUUUCAGACUUCGCUUCUAGAAUAAUUCAUCCUUUAGCAAGAGCGUUAGACACAAGUCCAGAGCUCAGGCAAGUGGCCAUAGACACACUUUGUGCUCUUGUCACCCAAUUGGGCAAAAAAAAAUAUUCCAUAUUUGAGCCAUUAAUUCACAAGGUUAUGACUAAACAUAAAAUUCAAUCACCAAGAUAUGAAAUGGUUUGGUCAAAUGUUCAAAACGAUAAAAUCAGUGAGGAUGGCGAAAUAGAUUUAAAUUUUUAUAAAAGUACUUUACCUAGAAAUAGAAAUAAAGGAUCCGAUCCAAGCCAAUCGGAUUCUACUACUUUUAAAAGGUUACACGUUUCAGCAGUUAAUUUGCAAAGAGCAUGGACGGCGAGUAGAAGAGUUUCAAAAGAUGAUUGGUUAGAAUGGUUGCGAAGAUUAAGUAUUGAAUUAUUAAAAGAAUCUCCUUCUCCUGCCUUAAAAUCUUGUUGGGCGUUAGCACAAACAUAUUCUCAACUUCCUCGAGACCUUUUCAAUGCUGCAUUUGUUUCUUGUUGGACUGAAUUAAAUGAUUCUUUACAAAAAGAAUUAAUUCAAAGUUUAGAACAAGCAUUACUCGUUCCAGAUCUACCAGAAUUAACUCAGACCAUACUUAACCUCGCCGAAUUUAUGGAUCAUUGUGAUAAUAAGGCUUUGCCUAUCGACCCUAUUUUGCUCGGGGAACGUGCCAUGCAUUGUCGAGCCUAUGCAAAAGCUUUGCACUAUAAAGAAGAAGAAUUUCAUAGGCAAAAAACUCCCAAUACUCAAAUUUAUGAAGCUUUGAUUUCAAUUAACAAUAAACUUCAACAAAAAGAAGCAGCCGUCGGGCUGCUGGAACAUAUAUUAAGUAUUCAAGGAGCAGGGGAACCUCUCAGAGAUCAAGAAAUAUGGUAUGAAAAAUUACACAAUUGGGAAAAAGCAAAAGCAGCUUAUCAGGAAAGAUUAGAUGAAAAUCCACACGAUGUUGAAUUUACUUUGGGACAAAUGAGAUGCAUGGAAGCUCUUGGAGAAUGGGAUCAAUUGCACGAUGUAGCAAAUAAGCACUGGUCUAAUUGGAAUGAUGAAGGACGCCAAAGAAUGUCAAGAAUGGCUGCAGCAGCUGCUUGGGGUCUUGGUAAAUGGGAUUCGAUGGAGCAAUACGUUAGUUGUAUCCCUCAAGAUUCACAGGAUGGAGCUUUUUUUAGGGCUGUCUUGGCUGUUCAUAGAGAGCAUUUUGCCGUAGCUCAACAAUUUAUUGAUUCAGCUCGAGAUUUAGUUGAUACAGAACUUUCAGCAUUAGCUGGAGAAAGUUAUCAACGUGCUUACGGAGCUAUGGUUCAAGUACAAAUGUUGGCAGAGCUGGAAGAAGUAGUUCAAUAUAAACUUGUGCCUGAAAGAAGACCUAUUAUUAGACAAAUAUGGUGGGAAAGGCUUUCUGGCUGCCAAAGAGUUGUAGAAGAUUGGCAAAAAAUUAUUCAAGUUCGUACUCUAGUAAUAAGUCCUCAAGAAGAUGUACAUACCUGGCUCAAAUAUGCUUCUCUAUGUCGAAAAGCUAAUCGUCUGAUGCUGUCGCAUAAAACACUAGUAAUGCUUUUGGGAAAAGAUCCUUCUGGAGAUCUGGAUGCUGUACUUCCUACUCAAAAUCCAAAUGUUACUUUUGCAUACACAAAACAUAUGUGGGUGGCAGGAUGUAGGGAGCAAGCCUAUAAUCAAUUGUAUCGACUGGUUCACUCCUGUUUAAGACCACAAAUUCAACAAUGUAACAAAGAAAUGGAUGAGCAAAAAAGACUUUUAGCAAGAUGUUACUUGAAGCUCGGUGAAUGGCAAGAAGCGUUGCAAGGCGUAAAUGAAAAAAGUAUUGCUGCAGUUUUGCUGUGUUAUGCAGCUGCUGCAGAUCACGAUCCUCAAUGGUAUAAAGCGUGGCAUGCUUGGGCUUAUAUGAAUUUUGAAACCGUUUUAUUUUAUAAACAUCAGCAUCAAGACGGUUCGGGUGAACAGAAAUCAGGAACUUUAAAAAAUACCGAGGGAAGAGAGGCAUUUAUAUACAAAUUUGCUGCUCCUGCUGUUGAAGGAUUCGUAAGAUCUAUAUCUUUAUCAAAAGGUAGCUCUUUACAGGAUACACUUCGAUUAUUGACGCUAUGGUUUGAUUAUGGACAAUACACAGAUGUUUAUGAUGCCAUUGUCAGUGGACUAAAUAUAAUUGAAAUUGAUACCUGGUUACAAGUCAUACCUCAACUCAUAGCUCGAAUAGAUACUCCUAGAGCUUUAGUUAGCAUGUUAAUUCAUCAGUUACUAAUAGACAUCGGCAAAAAUCAUCCUCAAGCUUUAGUGUAUCCGUUAACUGUUGCUAAUAAAUCUGCCAGCUCGUUUCGCCGAACAGCAGCAAACAAAAUUUUAAAGUCAAUGUGUGAGCAUAGUCCUGUUUUGGUACAGCAAGCUGUCAUGGUUUCUGAUGAACUUAUUCGUGUAGCAAUUUUGUGGCAUGAACUUUGGCAUCAGGGUUUGGAGGAAGCUAGUCGGUUAUAUUUUGGAGAAAGAAAUGUUAAGGGAAUGUUGGAUACGUUAGAACCUCUUCACGCAAUGCUUGAAAGAGGUCCACAAACUCUUAAGGAGACUUCUUUUAAUCAGACUUACGGUAGAGAUCUUACGGUUGCUCAAGAGUGGUGUCAUAGGUAUAAGCAAUCGGGAAAUGUUCGAGAUUUGAAUCAAGCUUGGGAUUUAUACUAUCACGUUUUUCGUCGUAUUGCGAGACAAUUACCUCAAUUGACCAGUUUAGAAUUGCAAUAUGUGAGUCCUAAAUUACUUUUAUGUCGAGACUUGGAAUUGGCUGUACCCGGAAGUUAUGCACCAGGUCAACCUAUUGUCAGAAUAACUCAUAUUCAACCGGCUUUACAAGUAAUCAGUUCCAAACAACGUCCCAGAAAAUUAGGAAUUAAAGGAAGCAACGGAGCAGAUUACAUGUUCCUUUUAAAAGGUCACGAAGAUCUUCGACAAGACGAAAGAGUUAUGCAAUUGUUUGGCCUCGUAAACACUUUACUUCUUCAUGAUUCCGAUACAUUUCGCCGAAAUUUGACAAUCCAGAGGUACGCAGUUAUUCCUCUUUCAACGAAUAGCGGUCUCAUCGGUUGGGUCCCUCAUUGCGAUACAUUACAUACACUUAUACGAGACUACAGGGAAAAGAAAAAAAUUUUACUUAAUAUUGAAUACCGAAUAAUGCUUAGAAUGGCUCCCGACUACGAUCAUUUAACUUUAAUGCAAAAAGUUGAAGUUUUUGAACAUGCUUUAGAAACUACUCAAGGAGAUGAUUUGGCUCGAUUAUUAUGGCUAAAAUCCCCUUCGUCUGAAUUAUGGUUUGAUAGAAGAACAAAUUAUACUAGAUCUCUUGCCGUAAUGUCAAUGGUUGGUUACAUUCUCGGUUUAGGAGAUCGACAUCCUUCUAAUCUUAUGCUGGAUAGAUUAAGUGGUAAAAUUUUGCAUAUUGAUUUUGGGGAUUGCUUUGAAGUCGCCAUGACAAGGGAAAAAUUUCCAGAAAAAAUUCCAUUUAGAUUAACAAGAAUGUUAAUUAACGCAAUGGAAGUUACGGGAAUCGAAGGAACGUACAGGAAAACAUGCGAAUCCGUCAUGUCCGUUUUAAGACAUAAUAAGGACAGUUUAAUGGCUGUCCUAGAAGCAUUCGUUUACGAUCCUCUUCUUAAUUGGAGAUUAAUGGAAUCAACUCCAAAAACGAAAAGAUCAAAACAAACGACGGAUUCAUCCAUAAGUUCUUCAGCUCAGGAAGGUGAUGGAAUGGAUGGUACAGAUUCAUUGGCUCCUUCAUUGCCUAAAAAAGGAGCUCCAACUACCUCCAGCCAAGAUAAUGGUGAUAAAAAUCAACCUGAAGCAUUAAAUAAAAAAGCUUUGGCCAUUGUGACUAGAGUAAGGGAUAAGUUAACUGGUCGAGAUUUUUGUUCUGAAGAAACUUUAGAAGUUCCCAAGCAAGUUAGUUUUCUCAUUUACGAAGCAACAUCAAAUGAAAAUCUCUGUCAGUGCUAUAUCGGAUGGUAA
Molecule: messenger RNA, 7371 nt
Organism: Pediculus humanus corporis (human body louse)
Lineage: Eukaryota; Metazoa; Arthropoda; Insecta; Psocodea; Pediculidae
Product: Phosphatidylinositol 3-kinase tor2, putative
Exons: 28
Coding region: 1-7371 (2456 amino acids)
Biological process (GO): negative regulation of macroautophagy; protein phosphorylation; TOR signaling
Cellular component (GO): TORC1 complex; nucleus; TORC2 complex
Molecular function (GO): protein-containing complex binding; protein binding; protein serine/threonine kinase activity
Source: RefSeq, a predicted model, not a curated record